UGGCUUGGCCUGGGUCAAAAAUAACAUUUUCUGCAUUGCAGUUGGUUGGGUUCGGUUUUGCACUGCACCAUGCGGAAACGUCGGAAGAUGUGGAAGCUGAAGAGUUUCAGUGUGGAGCAUAAAUCCAUUUAGCUAAGGCAGUGUAGCUUGUGGUGCAACAUGGACAUGUUAACAACUUCUUCGUCUUCAUUCACCUAAUCGUUUCGGCCGCGGCUGAUAUCGCUGCAGCGGAAGUUGUUCGUCAUGAUCAGUGUGCACUUGAAAUAUCAUUAUGCCGUGAUUUAUAUCUCUGCACUCCCCACCGUAGUCAUUCUUUUUUGCCAAUUAUCUUAGCUCAGCGAAAUUGUUGGAUGCAACUCAUGCGAUGCUGUAGGUGGAAAUCGGUUAUUCAGCGGCGUUAUUUUUAGCUGGGCCCACAAACACUUACUCAAGCUGCUCUGCAUGUCGUUCGUUGCGUCGGCCUGUUGAUUGGCGGUAGAGCGGCAGUAUGGCCGCAUCCCUGCCGUUGCCGUCCAAGAGUGGCGUGCGUGCAGAUAACGCCGCAUCCAAACCGGCGCACUCGCCUUCGCCAGUCGUGCAGCCGAGUAGCGCUGCCAAUUCGAAUUCGCGUGCAGCCGUCGUUUCCGCUAAUUCCACUUCGCCAAGCCCAAAGACGAGCACUGCUUCCACGCCGAUCCUCUGUCAGCACUUCGAGGGUCAGGUUUUCCGCAAAAACCGCUGCAAGACAUGUUUACGCGAUAAGAGCGAACACAACAACGGCACACCAACAACAACAACAGCAACAUCAGCGGCACCGUCCGCAGCGCCCUCUGCGGCUAGUCCCGUUUCCGCCAGUCCUUAUUCCAAGUCACAGCCACAGUUAACUGGGCAUCCGCCACCCACCAAAAGCAAAGAAGAAGCACCGACUGCCUCCAUCAGCGGAAUACUGAAGAAGGCGCAGAAUGGCGGUCUGACUGCGCCUAAUCAGCCGCCGCCGUUGCCGGCGCCAGCCAUGACGUCCUCCUCCAAUCUGCGGCCGGUGCGGGUAGCCGUCAGUGCCACAGCGGAGACCGACAGGCCCGGUCACUCGCCCGAUCAGGAACAGCUCAACACCACCACCCAGACCAUCAUCCUGUCCAAACACUCCCCCCAAAUUCGUCGCUCUAGCUCCAGCGAGGCUACUCAACGGGGGGCGCAUGUGCGAGGGGUGCGACGUUUCAGCUCAGCGGAGAAGGUCAGCGAGCAGGAGGAGGAAGGAGACGAUUCGGACCGCAUGCGAACGCCGUUGAGCGGCUCGCUGCUGUCGAUGGUGACCGCCGUGGAGUCGACCUCCGACUUGCAGUCGAUGCACACCGCUGUCAGCGCCGGGUCACUCACCAGCCUCAACAGCGCCGGCACCUACACCUCUUCUAGGGACAACUUCCAGGACACCGUAGAGGAAAUGCAGGCCACCAUCCGUUCACUGACCGCUCAGCUGGACGACAAGAGCAUCGCGUUGGCUGAGCUGGAAGCGGCCAACGGUGAACUGCGGGAGCAAUUGUCCAGCCCGCUGCAGUCUGGCAACAACGCCGCCGGCGGUACUCUCACGCGCAAACGCGAUGAACAGAAACGGUUACGCGAUCUGGAGCGCGAGAAAGCGGAGCUGGCCGGCAGCGUUAAGAUGCUGCAGGACGAGGUGGAGCGCAUCCGCGAGGCCAUGGACGAGGUCAAUGACCCCGACGAGGCCGCACAGCCCCUGGGGGAGCGCGUGCGGGACGCCGUACACAAGCUGCAGUCGGCGGAAAUGAUGUGCGAGGACCUCAUGGACGACAACGAAGAACUAAAAAAGGAGCUGCGCUCAAUGGAGGCGGAGAUGGACGAGCUGCACGACAACUUCCGCCAGGAUCAGGCGGUGGAAUUCCAGACCAUCCAGAAAGAGAUGGAGCAGACCAUGAAGAACUGUCGCAUCCUGCAGUUCAAACUGCGCAAGGCCGAGCGCAAGUGCGACGAGCUGGAGGCCGACAAGGCCAUCUACGAGGUCAAACUGCGCCAGCUGACCAACGUCACGCCGGUCACGGUAGCGGGAGGAGCAUCGGCUAGCCAGGAGGCUGCCUACGCGCAGGAAAUGGCAGCCGAGCUGCGGCAGGUGGUGGAGGUCAACAAGCGCCUGCACGAGGAGAUCGAGCGCAUCGAAGAGGAGCGCGGUCAGCUGCGGCUGGAGUACGAGGCGCUAACUAAAAGCUGCGCACAGAUGGACAAGCAUAAGGACGCCUACCGCCUUGCGCCGGCGGUUCACCAGCCUCAUUCCCAGAGUGGUCUCGAAUCUGAUUCACCUUCACAUUCCAGCGGAGCCCAAAUUCUCUCCCAGGCAUCAGGUAGCAAUGGGAAGAGCAUCCAGAGGAACGGAACAGCCGUCCCGGAUACAGCCAACCAGGAGUACGACGUCAACCAGCUACUGCGCGAUCUCUAUGACUCCGUCGAGCGCGAGACGGAUCUCCGUGAUCAGCUGACCUUUGCGGAAGAGCAGGCCCGCCGAUUGCGAGGGCAACUGACAGACACGGAGCACGAAAACGACUCCCUGCAGCAUCAGUUGAAGAAACUGUCGGCCGCCCGCCCGCCAUCCGGUGACUACUCUAAACUGGCCGCUCCAGAACAACUGGACAUCCUGCAGAUCAACGAGGACAUGAAGAUUCAGUUGGAUGUCGCCGAGCACGAGGUCUCUCUUCUCAAACGGAAGUUACAGGAGGCGGACCAGAAAAACGAAGAUCUAGGCGUCGAGGUGAAGCGGCUGCGGUCAUCGUGUGACGAACUGAAAAGUGCCAAAGAAACGAUGAGUGCCGCGCUAAACAACUCAACCCACCGUGGUGGUGACAGCACACCGGUGAGCCAGGAGCAGAAGGUGAAAGUGAUGGAGGCGGAGUGCAACGAGCUCCGGCGGAAGCUGGUGGACAAGGAGCGCCAGUUGGAACGGCUGUCAUCGCAAGUAGAACUUGUGAAACGGCGAAGCACCCUGGACCGUAGCCGCUCUCUAGAGGACGGCCAGUUGAUCGAUCUGCGCCGGCAGUUGACGAUGGCCGAGCAGGAAAUUAGCGUGCUCCGUCAGAAGACGCACGGGCUGGAGAGUGAUAAUGACAGGCUGUCGGUGGAGAACAAGCGUCUGCAUUUUGGCGUCCGUGCAGCCUCUGCCGCUGGCAAUCACAGCAGUAACAGCAAGCGCGGCUCCACGGAGGACCCCGACGUAGCACGGGCCGUCAAAUCCAGUGAGGCGCUGGCCUCCAUCAGUGAACAGUUCACCGACAAGUACCUGGCCGACAUCACCGCGCUUUCAGCCGCCGGUAAAUCGGCCCAGGAACUACUGGAGGAAAUAGCCGGGCUCAAGCAGCGCAACGAGGAGAUACAGGCGGCCAUCGGUAAUGCACGCGACGCCUACGAAAAGAUUUUGGCCAAGGCGCCUAUCAAGAAGGACAUUGCCACGCGCCAGGAGCUCAAAUCCCGCAUCGACGAGUUGGAGGCCGACAUGAAGUUUGCGCUGACCGUUGCCGAGCAGGAGGGCAGCGCGGCUAAGCGGCUGCAGACGGAAGUGGAGGAGCUGCGCGCGAAGGUCCGGCGUGUGGAGAUGCAGGAUGCGCCCGUCAGCGACGAAGUCAAGGAGUACCGCAUCAAGCUGUACGACGCGCAGCACGAAGUGGACAACCUCAAGGUGGAAAUUAAAGACCUCCAGACGAAUUUGGUCGAGGAACGCCGGCGUUCCCGCACGAGUGAAAGCGACAUCAUCGCUAAAGAGCGGAUGGACACGCAGUUGCGUAAUCUCAAACAGGAACUAGCCAAGCAGCGGUAUAUGGUGGAAGAACUGACAGCAAAGGACAACACGCUCUGCAAACAACUGGCGGAGUGGCAGAAGAAGUAUCACAGCCUAAAGGACGCCUAUAAGAGCGACACAGACGCCUGGCAGAAGGAACUAACGGAUCUGGAGCAGGAGCUGAGUAAGGAGAAAGGCCUGCGCACCAACGAGACCGGCAGUAAGAAAACUUUGGAAAAGGAGCUGCAACAGGCUAGGAAUAAGAACGCUACCUAUGAAGACCAGAUCCGGAACCUUAUCGAGGCCGGAAAACUGAAAGGGAAGGACUUACGCGACAAGAAUGCCAAGCUGGAGACGGAAGUGGCCAAGGAUCGUAAGGCCCUGGAGGAGGUGCGUAUGCAGCUGGACAACCGCCAGGCGGAGGCCGCCAUGCAGGAUACGAAGAAGCAGGCCGAGAAAGAGCGGCUGGAACAGAGGGUGAAUAAUCUGGUGAAGGAACAGGAAGAGGCCGCCGCCCAGAGUAAACGCGAAAGCGACAAGCUACGCAGCGAGGUUGAGAAGUUGAAGAAGACGGCGCUGGAGACAGAGAAGGCGCUGCAGGAAGCAAAAAGCGAGGCAGAAAAGCUGAAAACACAGCAAGGCAGCGGCGACGCUGGGACCACGCCCAAGGGCGGGUACGCGCGUCUGUCGGCCUACGAGCGGGCGCGCGCCAACGAGCAGAUCAAAGAGGAAGUGGAGAAGCUGCACAAGCAGAAUCUGGAGCUGCAGAAGCAGCUGCUAGAUGCGCGGCGUGCUGGCGAUGAGGCCGGGGAACAGCUGCAGCGCAGCGAGCGCAAGUGGACAUGCGAGCGUGACGAGAUGCAGAGGAAACUGCGGCAAGAUGAAAAGAUUCACAAGGCGGAGAUGUCGGCAGUUAGCAUGCGUUUUGAGAACAAGCAGCGAUUGCUGGAGGACGAAAGCAAGACGCUGAAUGUGGCGCUCAAGCAGGUGCGCGUAGAGCGCGACACACUGCAGGAGCGGCUGGAAGGUGUCACGCAGCACAGCGGUCGACUCAAGGACGAACAUGCUGACGCUACAGCUAAGCUGGACAUAGCGAAUGCUCAGUUGGCCAGCCUGAAAUCAAACCGGGACUCCGCCCAGCGGCAGCUAGAUGACGUCCAGAGCCGACUGAACAAGCUGGAGUCGGAGCGUAACGACACCAAGAGCAAGGCGGCCAAGGAGAAGUCUUCCUACGAGCUUAAGAUUGCCGAACUGCAGGACAAACUCAGCCAAUAUGAAGGUCAGCACGCGAAACUGUCGGCCUAUGCGUUGAAGACACGACAGAUGGCGCAGGGUGGAAGUAACAGCAGCGGCACAAGCAAAAAGAACAACGGGGAGCCGGCAGAGGCCAGCGACGCCCGGGAGCGGGCGGAGGCGGCGGAGAAGGCGGCCAAGCGGGCGGAAAAGGAACUGACCGAUGUGAAGGCCCAAGUGCUGGCCCUCAAACUGGACAAGGAGCGGGAGAAUGACCUCCUGCGAGCCAAAAUUCGCGAAUUACAAGACAAACACAAGCCAGUAAGCGACGCUCACGUCAGCUUGAAACUGGCCUAUGAUUGCUUGCGCACCGAACUGGACGUCAUCCAAAUCGAGCGGGAUGACUUCGCUGAACGGCUGGCCGAGAACGAGAGCUACCAGAUUAAGGAGCGCGGCAAGAUUGACCAAAUACUCUCCGAGAUCCAGAAGCUGAAAGAAGUAGCACCCAGUCUGAUGUCCUCCGAGGAAGACCUCUUCCUCUCCUCGCCCUCCGCGCCCAAACGGCCUUCACGAGGCCGCACCCGUGACACCCAGGUCGACGAUAAAGCCAUACCCUUCUUGGCCACCACGCCCACGUCCGACCACAAAAAAUACAAGGGCACGAAGAGUGCCGAUUUGCAAAAGGCCAUUGAUAACAUUACCAAAGUUAGCGAAGACAUCAAAGCAGAAAGAAAGACGCGGCGUCCAAUACUGCCUCACAAACGGUCUCAAUCGGCCUCGAUAGCGGAGUCUAGCGCCGGCGCUUCGCCACUGAUCCGGCGCUAUCCCAGCCUAGACGACGACGAAACGGGCGACGCGGUCAGUCUGCCGGCGCCCACGCCCCUCAAGUCCAUCGCCAAGGUUAGCCGUAACCCGCGCUUCCCCUCCAUUCCACCCAGCUUCAUCGUGACACCGCCCACCGCGAUGCAGCAACAGCAGCAGACACGGGACAAACUGCGAAGCCGCGCUUACGAGCUGGCGGCAGCCGGGCACUCCGCAUCGCCCAUCACGGAGGAAAGUUUCACCAACCCGGGCGGUAGCUGGGACUCCAUCGACAGCGACAUCAGCACCGAGUCAUGGAAUCUGCCGCUGACGCGUCCCGCGCACGACGAUCGGCUCAGCUACAUAUCGUUGCCUAAUCUGCCGCAGAAAGUGGAUACAGCCACCUCCAUGGAGGACAAGCCCAAGCGCUCCCUGAUGGACGUAGCCAAGGCCAAGCGCAAAAAGCUCAUGGCCAAGCUGCGUCCUCUCUCCCUGCACUCCUCCACAGAGUCCCUCGAGGAGACUGUCCGCGUUACGCACUCCGACUCCUCCGGCUUCUUCGAGUCACCUUCGCAACCAGCCAAACCCAGGGCGCCGCCUACUCCGCCUUCUCUACCCGCGCAUACCCCCUCCCCGUCCGAGUUAUCGACGAGGAGGUCUCCUUACGGCUCCGCGCCCGCCACCGUGCAAUCCAGUCCUAAUACGGCGGCCCGUGCUGCUCCCGCCGCUAAGGAAUCCAUUCCGGCGCCCACUGUGCCUGACAAGACUCGCGUCAAGGAAGUGGCCAGGGAACGGGCAGGGGGAACAGCGACAACUAACACAACCGCCGCGACCAGCACGACUGCCACCUCAACCGCGCCGUCAAGCGCUGCCGCGUCCAGUUCAACACCUGCCGCUUCCUCCGUCAAAGAGGUCAAGUUUACGGAAGGAAAGGCGGGCGCCGGUAAGCCGUACCUCAAUGUGUGGAGGAAGCCCAUUUCGGAUAUUGCGAAAAAAUUCGAAAACAAGAGCAAAUAAUGCUGAUAUGCACCUGUACACCUGAUUAUAUUGCCACUUUUUUAUUGAUUACAGUGAUUCGUAUUCUUCUGUAUUUACUGAUUAAUAAAAAUUUCAAAUUCCGUCUGCCUGAUUUAUAAAAAACUGACACA
This is a messenger RNA of Paramacrobiotus metropolitanus, 6939 nucleotides long. RefSeq lists its product as uncharacterized. NCBI's taxonomy places the organism in Eukaryota, Metazoa, Tardigrada, Eutardigrada, Parachela, Macrobiotidae. The transcript is spliced from 15 exons. The record is from RefSeq and is a predicted model, not a curated record. The coding region runs from base 488 to 6808 and encodes 2106 amino acids.